This is a messenger RNA of Exophiala aquamarina CBS 119918, 4248 nucleotides long. RefSeq names its product alkaline phosphatase D. Gene Ontology annotation, cellular component: nucleus. Bases 1 to 4248 code for a protein of 1415 amino acids. Gene Ontology annotation, molecular function: RNA binding; 5'-3' RNA exonuclease activity. Gene Ontology annotation, biological process: rRNA catabolic process; nuclear-transcribed mRNA catabolic process. The transcript has a single exon. The record is from RefSeq and is a predicted model, not a curated record. NCBI's taxonomy places the organism in Eukaryota, Fungi, Ascomycota, Eurotiomycetes, Chaetothyriales, Herpotrichiellaceae.
AUGGGUGUCCCAAAGUUCUUCAGAUGGCUCAGUGAGCGAUAUCCAGCCAUUUCCCAGCUAAUAGCUGAGAACCGGAUCCCGGAGUUUGAUUGUCUGUAUUUAGACAUGAAUGGUAUCAUCCACAACUGCACCCACAAAGAUUCCGAUUCUGUCAACUUUCGUAUGACUGAGGAUCAGAUGUUCAUCGCCAUUUUCAACUACAUAGAACAUCUCUUUGGCAAAAUCAAACCAAAGCAAUUAUUCUUCAUGGCUAUUGAUGGCGUCGCACCCCGAGCCAAGAUGAACCAACAACGAUCUCGUCGAUUUCGCACUGCCCUCGAAGCUGAAAAGGCCCGUGACAAAGCGAUCAAAGAAGGCCUGGAAAUGCCCAAGGAAGAACCAUUUGACAGUAAUUGCAUCACUCCGGGCACGGAAUUCAUGGCCAAACUCACCAGACAAUUGAAAUACUUCAUCAGCAAGAAAGUAUCUGAAGAUGUCGACUGGCAAGGCGUCGAGGUUGUACUCUCGGGUCACGAAGUUCCAGGUGAAGGGGAGCAUAAGAUCAUGGAGUACAUCCGGCAAGCCAAGGCACAACCAGCAUAUGAUCCCAACGUUCGGCAUUGUUUGUACGGACUUGAUGCCGAUUUAAUCAUGCUGGGACUUCUCAGCCAUGACCCUCAUUUUUGCCUGCUCCGAGAGGAGGUCACUUUUGGCCGGCAAUCCAGCAAGAAGUCUAAAGAAUUGGAACACCAAAACUUUUACCUCAUGCAUUUGUGCAUCGUCAGAGAAUAUCUUGAAUUAGAAUUCCAAGAGUUGCGACAAGGAGGCGCUCUUACUUUCCCUUACGACUUGGAACGAAUUAUUGACGACUUCAUAUUGAUGGCGUUCUUCGUUGGUAACGAUUUCCUACCUAAUCUCCCCAACCUACACAUCAAUGAAGGGGCGCUGGCGCUCAUGUUUCAAAAGUACAAACAAAUCCUUCCUACGCUAGGUGGUUAUAUCAACGAACACGGCGUGAUCAACCUGAAGCGGUUAGAGGUACUUUUGGAUGAAUUCUCCGAAGUGGAACAUCGCUUCUUCGAAGCAGACUUUGCCGAUGCCAAGUGGAUCAACGCAAAACGGGAUCAAGCUACCGACGUCGAGCCUACUAAGGCGAACCGCGGGCCAGUCAGGAUAUCAUCCGAACAAAAGAAACUCUUCAAGGAGGUGAAGAAGUAUUUCAUUUCACCAGCGAACAAAGAUCAGGCUACCAAAAUCCCAUUCGACUUGCCCUCCGCCCUCCCUGCGAGAGAUCGCAAGUUUGUGCAGCAACUUGCCACGGAUCUCAACUUACAAUGGUCAACUCAGGAGGAUUCCAAUGGUGAUCGAUUCAUCCAACUUCAGUUUCCCGACAGAAUCGCUGGUUCCAACAAAGAUGACGACGACGAAUCAGAGGAUGAGGAGUCUCAGCUAGCCAUUACCAGGAUUCUAAAGCGAUACGAGAAUGCAAAGGUCGAGGCAGGUACAGACGAAGUAGCUCAGCAAGAUCUCAAGAAGAAAUAUGAUCAGAAGUUCCUGGAGUGGAAAGACACUUAUUACAAAGAGAAAUACGCAUGGGGUAUUGACAAUGAGGCAGAACUCAAGACUUUGACAGAGAACUAUGUUCAAGGGCUGCAGUGGGUGCUCUACUAUUAUUAUCGAGGAGUCGCCUCCUGGCCCUGGUACUACGCCUCUCACUAUUCGCCAAUGAUUUCCGAUGUCAAAAGAGGUCUGGGUGCAAAUUUAGACUUCCAAUUAGGUCAACCUUUCAGGCCCUUUCAGCAACUCAUGGGCGUGUUGCCAGAUCGAAGCAAGAAGAUUGUACCGGAAGUCUACCAUGAGCUGAUGACAUCCAAAGACUCACCCAUAAUUGACUUCUAUCCUCGCGACUUCGAGUUGGACAUGAAUGGAAAGAAAAUGGACUGGGAAGCGGUAGUCAAGAUUCCAUUCAUUGAUGAGAAGAGACUUCUCAGUGCCAUGGCACCCAAGGACAAACUUCUCACCGCUGAUGAGAAGCUUCGGAAUGACUUUGGAGUCAGCUUGAAGUUCACCUAUUCAGCUGACACUGACUACACCUAUCCCUCCUCCCUUGUCGGCGUCUUCCCAGACCUUUCACACUGCCAUUGCAUCCAGAACGAGUUUGAGCUUCCUACUAUGGACGGUCUCGAACCAUAUGUAGGGUUGGUUGAGGGUGUCAAGCUCGGGGCAGCAGCCCUGGCUGGAUUCCCUAGCUUGAAAUUCCUUCCAUUCACUGGCUCUCUUGGAUUCCACGGUGUCAACGUAUUUCAACAAGAUAGCCGCAAUGAGAGCAUGGUUGUCACUCUCUCGAGCACGGAAGCCCGUACAAGAAUUGAGCAUGCAAAGCUGCUGCUCAAUCAAUGUGUUUAUGUUGGAUACCCCUUCUUGCAAGAGGCGAAGAUUGUGAAAGUUUCAGAUGAGUUGUUCGACUAUACAAUGAGCGAAGACGGCGCUCGUCAAGUGAGAGCAAUCGAACAUUCUGGGAAUGAGAUUGAUCAAUUCCAUAAGAAGGCAGAUCGGAUCGACAAAUGGUACAGCAAGAGACUUGGGAUGCUAAUUGGUGAUGUUGAAUCCCUUGUGCAGGUCGAGAUGCUCAAGGGUCUAAAGAAACUCGACAAUGGAUCUACCGUCAAGGAAUUUGCCGAGCUCCCAGGCUCGGAAACAACACAUGCAGCACAGCUUGUAGUCGAAGACAUUGUCAGCAAGGACGUUCGAUUCAUUGAACAAGCAGCCCUCCCCAUCGAAGAGGAAUUCCCCGAUGGUACCAAUGCUUUCUUCCUCGGAGAUUAUGCUUAUGGUCGGCCACUCAGCGUUACAGGUCAUGAAGGUGGGAAGGCAAAAUGCCUUAUUGCAAUGUCAAAAGCGCCCCAGAAAGAGUUCGGUCGUGAGAUUGCCCUCCAAGCAGAGAGACUUUCUCCGUACACACCAUCCUACCAAAUUGCACGAAGUCUGAAUCUCAAUUCACUCGCCUUGGCCAAAAUCACAUCCUCUUUCUCUGUGAAAGUUGAUGAGACCAGAGUCAACCUAGGGUUGAAUCUCAAAUUCGAAGCGAAGAAAUUGAAGGUGCUUGGUUACUCCAGAAAAAGUGAAAACGGAUGGGAAUUCAGUCGCGCGGCCAUUGAGCUUAUUCAACAAUACAUGAUCAAAUUUCCAGAGUUCAUCGCGGGAAUCCAUAGCAAUCCCCAAGGGGACAUGCUCCCAGCAACUUCGUAUAUCCCCGGAGACGAAACAAGUGCCAAAGCAAGAAUUAAGGAAAUUCAGGCUUGGUUGAAGGAGAUCGAAUCAAAAAGCUUCGAGAGAGUGCCACUGGAAGCGGAGCAAUUGGACUCAGAAAUUGUCAAGCGAAUCGAACACGCUGCGGAUGAAGCGCUUCGAACAGAGCCGCCUUCAGUCAACAAAACUAUUGGUGGUGUUCCUCGAAACGGACUUCUGAAACCAUCAGAUGCGCAAUGGCGACUGGGUAGCCAGAAAUUCAGCCUCGGUGAUCGGAUCAUCUACGUUGCUGACUCGGGCAAAGUUCCUAUAGCUUCAAAAGGAACUGUUGUUGGACUUACACAGACGAGCCGAGAAAGCCUGCUCGACGUUGUAUUUGACGUUUCGUUCAUGAGUGGGACAUCACUCGGAGACCGCUGCUCGCCUUUCCGUGGCUCAACAGUGCCCACGUGGUCGGUGCUCAACCUAAGCAACCGACAAGUGCUCGCAUCGUCCAAGGCCAGUGUGAACAGAAACACAAAUGGUACAACAUCGACUCCGCUCACCAUUUCUGGUUAUGGGCAACCCGGGAUUGAUGGGAGAGGUCAGUACCGACCUGCGCAGGCGCCGCCAGCCCUACGCGGGUCCUGGCGCGGAGCUGUUGCAGGACAGCCAUAUGGUCGGGGUAACCAGAACGGCGCAGGUCGUGGGCAGACUUUGCCUAUCCGAAACGGAAAUAAUCCAUUUACGAAUUCGCAUCACAGCAACGGUGCGAAUGGCCCAGGUGCACCAAGCCGUGGUGGAACCCGUGGUAUGGCUACUCAUUCCACUCGCGGUGGCUAUCAAUCUGUUGAUCGAGGCGAUCCUACAACAGAUGUCAUUCAGAACAACCCGAAUUUCCGAGCACGCUCUCAUAAUAAUGUUCCACCACCUGCGAGUCUCAACAACCCGAGUACUCCCCGUGGGCGUGGAAGAGGUCGAGGCGGCCCAUCCAGGGGCGGACGAGGCACAACAUCCAGAGGAGGAGCACCGGCAGCUUGA